Messenger RNA from Solanum stenotomum, 1072 nucleotides. RefSeq names its product nuclear transcription factor Y subunit B-10-like. The record is from RefSeq and is a predicted model, not a curated record. Gene Ontology annotation, molecular function: DNA-binding transcription activator activity, RNA polymerase II-specific; RNA polymerase II cis-regulatory region sequence-specific DNA binding; protein heterodimerization activity. Bases 240 to 740 code for a protein of 166 amino acids. Lineage: Eukaryota; Viridiplantae; Streptophyta; Magnoliopsida; Solanales; Solanaceae. The transcript is spliced from 7 exons. Gene Ontology annotation, biological process: regulation of transcription by RNA polymerase II. Gene Ontology annotation, cellular component: CCAAT-binding factor complex; nucleus.
CCCUAUUUACUUACAAACGUAGGUUCUGUUUCUUCCCCAUAUCUCUCUACCGUCCGAUCUCUCAAACGCUAAAGCUUUCAAUCCAUCAACUAAGCGCGCCAAAUACAAAAAAUUAACUUCAUUUUCUUCAUCUUCUUCUCUGCUGAUCCACAAAGCAAACGAACGGAAAAUUGAAGAAAAUUCAGAAAAAAAUUCUGAUCCGGUCAACAGUUGAGGUUUGAAUAGCGUUGUUGUUGAGUAUGGCGGAAGUUCCGGCGAGUCCAGGAGGUGGUUGUGGAAGUCAUGAGAGUGGUGGUGAACGGAGUCCUCAAUCGAAUGUGAGGGAACAGGACAGGUACCUUCCGAUAGCGAACAUCGGUCGUAUCAUGAAAAAGGGAUUGCCUGCUAAUGCUAAGAUAGCUAAGGAAGCUAAAGAUACUGUUCAGGAAUGUGUUUCUGAGUUCAUCAGCUUCAUCACUAGCGAGGCAAGUGACAAGUGUCAAAAAGAGAAGAGAAAGACGAUUAAUGGAGAUGAUUUGGUAUGGUCUUUGACCACCUUAGGAUUUGAGGACUACAUUGAGCCACUAAAGGCCUAUUUGAUUAGGUACAGAGAGAUGGAGGGAGACACCAAGGGAUCUUCUAGGGCUGGAGAUGCGUCUGCUAGAAACGAUCUGGUUGGAGGUCAGCUCAGUCCCACUACACAGUUUGUCUAUGAUGGGUCUUUUUCACAAGGCUUUGACUAUGGGAACUCUCAAAUGUGAAUUUCUAAAAUUACAACGGUUGCUGAUGCGAGUAUCUUCUGCCUUCCGUUCAUGUUGAUCUAUGUACUAAGCCAUUCAAUGGUUGCUGAUAAUAUAUGUUUGAAAGCUCUAGGAACCGAAAGUAUGCUGCAAAUCUUGAAUUUAGCCAUACAACAAAACACUUUAUUUUCUGAACUUCUCUUCCAGUACUUUGAUGCUCUGUACAUGUAACAUGUAAUUUGGCUUUUAUUGUUGUAAACUGAGAGCAAUCUUCUUUUUCUGCAAAACUUGCUAGGUUCUAUGGGUGAGUGACCUUAACUUUUUGUAUGAAGUUGCUUUUAAGACAUUGCUUU